AGUCAACCAGAGGGUGUCGGAGCUACCGUACGAAGAUGCAUAAGUGGACGUAAUACAAUUGAUCCAUUUUUAAUGUGUGAUAUUUUCGAAGUUUCUCCACCUGCUGGAUUUCCCGAUCACCCUCACAGAGGAUUUGAGACCGUUACAUAUAUGCUAGAAGGCACUAGCGCGCAUGAAGAUUUUGCUGGAAAUAGAGGAUUGAUAGAGCCAGGGGGUAUACAAUGGAUGACUGCUGGUCGCGGAAUAGUGCAUGCUGAGAUGCCGAUAACCAAGUCGAAAGGAAUUCAACUUUGGAUUAAUCUUUCAGCCAAAAACAAAAUGAUAGAACCCUCUUUUCAGAAUCUUAGUGAUGAAAAAAUCCCAAAAGCGAAUCCUGAAGAAGGAAUUGAAGUUAAAGUUAUUGCAGGCUCAAGUUUUGGUGUUAAAAGUAAUGUAUUUACUAGAACCCCUACUAUGAUGUUAGAUUUUAAGUUAUCCAAAGGAAAAAAGAUUGAACAAGAGAUUCCAAAAAAUUAUCGAGGUUUUAUUUAUGUAUGGGAAGGAUCUGCUUAUUUUGGUGGAAAUCGAUUUAAUGGACAAGAAAGUUACGCAUUAUUCUUGGAUGAUAAUAAUGGUGAUUAUUUACCUGUUGAUGCGGCAGACAGUAAUGUUAGAUUUAUGCUCUUUGCCGGUCAACCUUUGGAGGAACCAAUAGUUAGCUAUGGACCUUUCGUUAUGAAUACCGAAGAAGAAAUAUUUCAGGCUAUGUCAGAUUAUAAUAAGUAUAGUAAUGGAUUUGAAAAAGCUAAAAAAUGGCGUUCUUCAAUUGGUGAUGGUGUUGCCGAAAUUGAUUUCGAAAAAGAAUUCAAAAAUCAUUAA
This is a messenger RNA of Cetraspora pellucida, 858 nucleotides long. Lineage: Eukaryota; Fungi; Glomeromycota; Glomeromycetes; Diversisporales; Gigasporaceae. The record is from the annotation of a GenBank genome assembly.